This is a messenger RNA of Echinococcus granulosus, 927 nucleotides long. RefSeq lists its product as hypothetical. The record is from RefSeq and is a predicted model, not a curated record. Lineage: Eukaryota; Metazoa; Platyhelminthes; Cestoda; Cyclophyllidea; Taeniidae. The transcript has 5 exons. The coding region runs from base 1 to 927 and encodes 308 amino acids.
AUGAGCUGUUUGUGGAUAAGCAAUUGUAAAUACAAUAUAUAUGCAUGUACAAUUUACACUUGCAUGUCACUGAUAUGCACGCAUUCGCGAGUGUUAAUAGGAGUAGAUUUAAAUGACUACAUACGUAUGCUCUUCCAGACGUGCAUUUAUGCUUCAAAGCAUACUCGAUAUUUCCUUGAUGUUCUUUUUCCGAUUAACAGACAUAAAAACUGCUCUGGUUCUACUAAAAUUACAUGUUCCCUAACUAGGAUUGUGCUUAUUCAUGGUGUUAAAAAUGAUUUUAGCCAGACAGAGGGAGAGUGGGAUCUUGCUCACAAUAAUUUGCAAGGUCUUACUGGACUUAGCUAUUUACCAUUUUUGACCCUAAUAUUAAUAAAACUGGGAUGGCACAGUCCUAAUGCUUACCUAUUUAUGAAAAUGAGUGAAGUUCUAGGCUUCCAGGGUGGUUUUUGCGAAGUGCGAAGUGUAGGCUAUGUCCAUUCCUGCCUUCACCGAUCGAUUGUAAUCACUGCAGAUGCUCAAAGAUAUAUAUGGUCGAAUUUAGGCAAAAUAAGACAUUUUUUACUUCAUCCAACAAUGUUUAGCAAGAAAUCUCAUUUUCUGCAAAAAAUAUGUAAAAAGCAGUCUGGUUUCUCCGGCAUUUCUUUUAUUUUAAGCCGGUCAGGUUUAGAAGCUUUAAUCUUGUUCAUUUUUUUGAAAGUCAAGUUAAUUUGGCUUUAUUUGGCUGUGCAAGCUUUGAAGAACAAAGUGUUUGCAUUCAACACUUCAAAAUCAAACUUAAACCCAAGCCGAGAUCGAAGUCAAGACCUGUACCAGAAUCGUAGAGUAAGGAACGUUUUUAUCUAUAAACAUCACUCGUUUUACCCCUUGUCGUUGCAUAAUGCAAUUUCAAAUUCAAAACAAUUACCUAUAUGUGCUGGACAUUAA